AAGCGAUCUCGCAAUCUCUGCCUUUGUCAGUCAAAAAGUUGCUUGGAGAAGCCGCGCCAUAUUUAAACCCACCCUCUUCCAGUCUGCACGCAUAACACCUUUGGAAGAAAACCUCAUCCGCUACCAAUCUAAUGAGUGCCCACGACGAUAUCGAAGAAGAUCUUGAGGAAGAGCAGUUCAUCACCGAAGAUGAUGUCCUUGCUGAAGUGGAAGACGGGGACGAGCCUAUGGACGAAGAUGAUGACGAGAUGGGAGACACCGUCGGCGAACUUUCUGGGCCGGCUGGAGACGACAACUCUCUACAAGCCUUUGCUGCACAUGCUUCCUCAGUUUUUGCCGUCGCGGCGCAUCCAACGGAACCGCUAGCUGCCUCUGGUGGCGAAGACGAUCUUGGCUACAUAUGGGAUAUCACAGACGGCGAAGUUAUGGUGAAGCUGACAGGCCACUCGGAUAGUGUGACCAGUGUCGCAUGGAGCGCAGACGGGGAGAUGAUCUCGACUGGUGGGAUGGACGGCAAAAUCAGGAUAUGGAGACGGGUCGGAAAAGAGAACUAUCGGACAUGGGAGUUCCUGACGCAGCUUGAAGGACCAGAUGAGGUCAUGUUCUUACGUUGGCAUCCCAAGGGCAAUGUUCUGCUCGCAGGAUCAAAUGAUUCGACGCUGUGGCUCUGGCAAUUGCCAUCGGGCAACACUAUGCAGGUCCUUGCUGGGCACUCGGGUGCAGUCCAGUGCGGAGAAUUCACCCCCGAUGGCAAGAGAAUUGUGACUGCGUGUGCGGACGGUGUCUUGAUUUUCUGGGAUCCGCGUUCACCAACGCCCAUCUUCAAGUUGACACCUGGUGAUGCCCGUUUUGACCUGGAGGGCAUCACCUCUCUGGGAGUCAACCAGGCCUCAUCCCUUGCGGUGGUUGGCGGUGCCAACGGCGGCGUGCGAGUUGUCAGCCUUGCUAAGGGGGAAGUCGUCGCCGCACUGGGUGGCCACACUGACGGCGAGAGCAUCGAGGCGGUACAAUUCGUUGAUCUGGCCGGGACGGGUGCCACCGGUGCUGGGAUAGCUGUUACCGGAGCAACUGAUGGAAAGAUGUGCAUCUGGGACCUAACCACCAUGCGGCUGCGCGCGACGCUAGAGCAUACAGAUGCCGUGACGACGCUUGUUGCUUUGCCAGCACCUAAGGCGCACCUGUUUGUGUCAGCAUCAGCAGACAAGACGCUGCGGACUUGGGAUGCAAGAACGGGCACUUUGUUGAGGACACAUCUAGGGCACCAGGGCGCAGUCCUCGGCGCGUCGCUCGGUCUCGAAGGCUCAGUAGUCAUCAGCGCGGGAGAUGACGGUGCAUGUCUCGUAUUUACUACUGAAGACGAACCCGAAGCAGAGUAGAUUUAUUGAUUAUGUAGAUGAAAUCGAAAGCUUGCGUUGGUCUCUACGUGCCACUUGUCAAAGACUGCGGCAGGAUUGGUAAUAAUCCGGUAUGUAGGGAUUAAUAAUAGUGCGGUAUGUAGGGAUUGGUACUAAUCAAGUAUGUAUCAUGCCGCUUCAUGGGCCAUGUUACAUUGGUGACCUGACCUGGCCGGUCUCUAUCUCUGGGGGGAACGGGCAACGGUGAUCGACGCCCAUACAGUGAUGCAUGAUAUCGAUCACCAUCGCUUUCGCACAGUCAUGGCCUCAGGCUCAUUUCUUCCCCCCUCAUUCUUUUGCUUUCUUCCGAGCUGCGCUCGUACAUUCUCUUUCAAUUCUCUUUUCUUGCCAGCCGAUCCCCCUGUGUUGUCUUUCGAAUUCUUAUCCAGCCCACGAACAUCUUCACCAUGAAACUGUCGAUCCUUUGUGUUUCAUGCUCCGUUAUUCUUGCAUCUGCAGUAUCUGGGGCUCCCCUCAGUCCGCGACACAGUAAGCAGAAGAUGACGAUGAACGCGCAGCCGUCUGGAGGCGCGCCUGCCGGUGCUGCCUAUUUCAUCUCAAACGAGCCGACUGGUAAUUUCGUCGUCUCUGCCGCUAUCGGACAAGAUGGCAAAUUGACCCUCCGCCAAGCAACGUCAUCUGAGGGUUCCGGAAGUCACGGUCAGCCCGGGACGAGCGACCCCGACGCGCUAUUCUCUCAAGGUGCCGUGAAAGCGUCCGCCGGUGGUAACAUCGUUGCCACGGUCAACUCGGGGUCGAAUACGAUCUCGGUAUUCAGCAUCGAUGCAAAGGACCCGACGACCCUCCAAAUGAUUGGCAAGCCCAUCGGCAGUGGUGGUGAAUUCCCCAUGUCGCUUGCGAUCAACAAAGCCGGAAACACGGUGUGUGCUUUGAACGGCGGCGCCAUCAACGGUGUUGCCUGCUUCUCGGUGGACAAGACCAAGGGCUUGUCGCCUGUCGCCAACACAGUUCGCAGCCUCAAAUUGAACCAGACGACGCAAAUGUAGACCAGCGGGGACGGCCAGCCACAUCGUCUUCUCCGAGGACCAGAAGCAACUCAUCGCGUCGGUCAAGGGGGUCCCACCGACUCCGGGCUUCCUCGCUGUGUGGGACAUUGCCUCCGACAACUCUCUGUCGGCGGACUUCCAGGCAGUGCAGCCUGCCAAGGGCGGCCUGCUGCCAUUCAGCAUGACUCUGAUCAACGGCAAGAAUGCGAUCCUGGCCACGGACGCGGGCACCGGUGUUGAUGUGUUCGACUUUUCUCAGGGCGUGACAGCCGGGGUUGCUAACGGAUCGUCGUCCGUGCUGCCGAUCGCGGGCCAGGGGGCGACCUGCUGGUCAAGCUUCUCGCCCAAGACCGGUAACUUUUAUGUCACGGACAUCGGCACUGCGCAGGUGACCGAGAUCAACGUCGACAGCAAUCUCAAGCCGACCAUUGUGACUCAAUAUCCACAAGGCAACGGGACGGCUACCAUCGACAACGACGUGGCCAGUGUUGGUCAGAAUGAUUUCCUGUAUGUGUUGGCUGCGAAUGCGACUCAAGUCAAGGUUCUUUCAUUGGGCGCUGCCGGCAAGGCCACUCCGCUGCAGACGGUCGAGAUCGCAGGGCCUGCCAAGGCCGCUGGUCUGACUAUCAACGCCGCCAACAUUCAGGGAAUGACGACAUUCAUCAGAGCAGCUUGAUAGACAAUGGAUGUACUCUAGGCAUAAUCGGAUUUCUCUUCCUCCACCGAUGUGACACUUGCCGAUUUCCCCAGAUCUGCUGCUUCGAGAUAGGUCUCCUUGGCGGGAAAUAGGGUGGACAGACUGCCGUAGACCACCCCGGCAGUGACAAAUCCGUAGAUCCAUGCAAUAUCAAAGAUUUUAGCCUCA
Messenger RNA from Mycena citricolor, 3266 nucleotides. The record is from the annotation of a GenBank genome assembly. Lineage: Eukaryota; Fungi; Basidiomycota; Agaricomycetes; Agaricales; Mycenaceae.